UAACUCCUCCGUGCCCUCAGGACAAUGUCCAAACUUCUUAGCUUGGCACUCAACCUGCAUCCGCUUCGGCCACACCUUCCCCCAUGCCAGCCCAGGCUGGGCAGGUACUUUCUGAAAACACACAUACACUUCCCUUUCGUUAGGAAAACCUGCCUUUUCUCACCUUGGUCUGGGAGUGCUCCUGCUUCUGCCUGAGGUCCACCAUCAGACUCCCCUCUCAAAGGAUCCUCUACCUGUCCAACCUCUUCAAGGUUCCGCCACUGGGUGGGGGAGGGGGCUUGGCCUGCCACCCCACCCCCCAUUCCACCGAGGGGUUCAGGUCUCCAACAACAGAACUGGAGCCACUCAGCAACGCUGGAACGCAUUUAGGGGGGCCUGGGGCCCCUCGUCCCAAGCCAAGAGGGCUUUGGGGGAGGGGUGUAACUCUUGGCAUAUUCCCUGUGUGGCCUAGGGGGUUGUAAGGUGCCCAGGAGGUGAGGGCAAACUUCAUAGGGGUAGACACGAGUGAGGUUCUCUUUCCCCCGCUGGGGGUACGUCGGGGACAGAGGCAAAGGGGGGAGCCGGGAGGCCUCGAAGACAGAGGUGGGGCAGAGGUGGUGGCAGGGUGGUGUCCGGCAGCCGGGGCACCAUGACCACCAUCCAGUCGGAGACUGACUGUUACGACAUCAUCGAGGUGCUGGGCAAGGGCACCUUCGGGGAGGUGGCCAAGGGCUGGCGGCGCAGCACGGGCGAGAUGGUGGCCAUCAAGAUCCUCAAGAACGACGCCUACCGCAGCCGCAUCAUCAAGAACGAGCUGAAGCUGCUGCGCUGCAUGCGGGGCCUGGACCCCGAGGAGGCCCACGUCAUCCGCUUCCUCGAGUUCUUCCACGACGCCCUCAAGUUCUACCUGGUGUUUGAGCUGCUGGAGCAAAACCUUUUUGAAUUUCAGAAGGAGAACAACUUUGCGCCUCUUCCCGCCCGCCACAUCCGCACGGUCACCCUGCAGGUUCUCAGAGCCCUGGCCCGGCUCAAGGAACUGGCCAUCAUCCAUGCCGAUCUCAAGCCUGAGAACAUCAUGCUGGUGGACCAGACGCGCUGCCCCUUUAGGGUCAAGGUGAUCGACUUCGGCUCGGCCAGCAUUUUCAGCGAGGUGCGCUACGUGAAGGAGCCGUACAUCCAGUCGCGCUUCUAUCGGGCCCCCGAGAUCCUGCUGGGGCUGCCCUUUUGUGAGAAAGUGGACGUGUGGUCGCUGGGUUGUGUCAUGGCCGAGCUGCACCUGGGCUGGCCGCUCUACCCUGGCAACAACGAGUACGACCAGGUGCGCUACAUCUGUGAGACUCAGGGCCUGCCCAAGCCCCACCUGCUGCACGCCGCCCGCAAGGCCCACCACUUCUUCAAGCGCAACCUCCACCCUGAUGCUGCCAACCCCUGGCAGCUCAAGUCUUCGGCUGACUACCUGGCUGAGACCAAGGUACGCCCGCUGGAGCGCCGCAAGUACAUGCUCAAGUCGCUGGACCAGAUUGAGACGGUGAACGGCGGCGGGGCGGCCGGGCGGCUAACCUUCCAGGACCGGGAGGCGCUGGCCGAGCACGCCGACCUCAAGAGCAUGGUGGAGCUGAUCAAGCGCAUGCUGACCUGGGAGUCGCACGAGCGCAUCAGCCCCAACGCGGCCCUGCGCCACCCCUUCGUGUCCAUGCAGCAGCUGCGCAGCGCCCACGAGGCCACGCGCUACUACCAGCUGUCGCUGCGCAGCUGCCGCCUCUCGCUGCAGGUGGAGGGCAAGCCCCCCGCGCCCGUGGUGGCCGCCUCGGAGGACGGGCCCCCCCCCUACUACCGCCUGGCCGAGGAGGAGGAGGCCGUGGGUCUGGGCGGCGUGGCGGGCAGCGGGCCCUUCUUCCGCGAGGAGAAGGCCCCGGGCGUGCAGAGGGCCAUCGACCAGCUGGACGACCUGAGCCUGCAGGAGGCGGGCCACGGGCUGUGGGGCGAGGUCCCACUCAAGGCGGCCGUGGCCGGCCUGCGGGUGCCGGACGCGGGCCCCGAGCCCAUCCUGGCCUUCUACGGCAGCCGUCUGGUCGGCCGCCACAAGGCCCGCAAGCCGCCCACGGGCUCCAAGUCCGACUCCAACUUCAGCAACCUCAUCCGGCUGAGCCAGGCCUCGCCCGAGGACGAGGGGCCCUGCCGGGGCAGCGGCUGGGCCGAGGGCGAGCACCGCGGAGCCUCCGCCAAGCCGCCCACCAUCCCCAAGCGGGACGGGGACGGGCCCGACAUCAAGGACAUGGAUGCUGAGAGGCCGAGCCCCGAGCUCUUCGACCCCAGCACCUGUCCUGGAGAAUGGCUCAGCGAGCCAGACUGGACCCUGGAGGGCAUCAGGGGCCCACGGGCACAGGGGCUCCCAACCCGUCAUACCCACCCGCAUGGCCCACCCCGGGCCGCCAGCUUUCUGCAGCAUGUCGGCGGGCAGCAUUGAUGGUGACCGCACCGCUACCCAUCACUGGUGGCUGAGCUAGCUGGGCUGGCCUCCCUUCCUCAGAGCCAUCCCCUGAACCCACAAAUUCUUACAGAAAGCUAUCCAGAAACUCCCAUCCCUCCCCCCCACAGUACAUGCCUGCACACACCCCCAAACACAGGAGGGCUUGGUGUCUGGCCUGUGGCCACCUCAGUCAGAGGGGCACAGAAUGGUGCUGCACUCUGCUGGCCCUGAGCACGUCUUGGCCCUGUGUCUCUGCCUAUUUCAAUAAAGAGCUGUUCACAGCCCUGCCUCACGCCUGUCCCCCUGCCUGUCCCGGCGCUGGGGGGGAGGGGGGUGUUCAGGCUGGUGCUCAGGCCUGCUCUCUGAUGCUGCACCCAGUUGGCCAUUGGCUCGGGUUGGAGGCGGGGCUACCGUGACACUGGGACAGGCUGUGCUUGGCACACUGACCCAUUCCUUAAAUAUGGCGAAGUGCUUGGCUCACAAGCACAUGAGAACCAUCCUCAGUACAUGGUGUUCAGCAGGGGCCGAUCCAAGCUUGCCAGAUAUCUGUGGGUUAGCAUGUGCGGAGCCUUGUCAUAUGUUGAGGUUGGGCCAGUGUGUGUUGGGCUCUGAACUGGCUGUUGCUAAUGCAUGCUGUUGCUAACGCAGGGAGCCAAGGCCAGGUUCCCACCCGCCCCCCUGCCCCCCGAAGCUCUGUAAUUACAUUACAGGCUGGCCAUGCACUUGGCUGGGCAAAUUCAUACUUGGUGCAUGCUCCCGUGUUCAGGCAUUCGAGUCCACCCUUGGGAUAUGACGAUGGUUCAUCUGUGAGCACGCUAACCCAUGUUGGUUACAGGAUGCUCAGCAUACACCAACCACGUCGUCGUACAAGCAUACUCAGCACAUGCCAGUUACACAUGCCAGCCUAUGUGGUUACAUGCUGAGAGCUCAGCACAU
Messenger RNA from Pipistrellus kuhlii (Kuhl's pipistrelle), 3385 nucleotides. RefSeq names its product homeodomain interacting protein kinase 4 (gene HIPK4). Gene Ontology annotation, molecular function: protein tyrosine kinase activity; protein serine/threonine kinase activity; ATP binding. Gene Ontology annotation, biological process: peptidyl-serine phosphorylation; peptidyl-threonine phosphorylation. Gene Ontology annotation, cellular component: cytoplasm; nucleus. The transcript is spliced from 4 exons. The record is from RefSeq and is a predicted model, not a curated record. Bases 629 to 2446 code for a protein of 605 amino acids. Lineage: Eukaryota; Metazoa; Chordata; Mammalia; Chiroptera; Vespertilionidae.